AUUUCUAUUUGCUUUGUGCGUUUUCAGAUCUUAGGGUUUUUUCUCUCUCUAUCUUUCUCUCUUUCCCUCUCAUAGCCGCCACAAAAUUUUCUUCAAUCAACGAAUAAACCCUAGGUCUUUUGUGAUCUUUCUCUCUUCUCACGUUCGCUAUAAAUCAUCUGACACUCUUUAAUCGGUGAAGAUGUCUCGUUGCUUCCCUUUCCCACCUCCAGGGUAUUUGAGGAAAACCGAUGCCUUGAUCGAAGAAUCGAUUAAGAUCCGUUUGGACUUGGAUUUGGAGAAGCCCAAGAAAGAAAGGAAAGAGAAGGACAAGAAGGAAAAGGAGGAGAAGAAAAGGGAGAAGGAAGAGAAGAAGAGGGAGAAAAAGGAGAAGAAGGAAAAGAGGAAAAGAGACAAAGAACAUAAACAUAAAGAUUCAACAUCCUCUCAUGCAACUGUUGGUAUAAAGUUCAAGUUCAUUGAUGUAAAGGAAUCUGAAGCCAACGGGAAGUUGCAAAAGGUUGAAAAUCAUGAGAAUGAACAACUUGAGAGGAGUGGUCUUACAGAAGAACAUGGUCAACCUGUCUCUUCUCCUCAAGAGCCCUGCACCUCUGAUAGUUCUCAAAGUAGCAAGAGGAAAAGGGACUCCCUGUUACCUAGUGAAGAUAAUGGUCCUCCCAUUAAAAUUCGACUUCCAUUGAGGAAACACCAAGAACCCGAGGAAUCCAAACAGGGAUUUCAAUUAGGGUCUUCUUCAAGAACUGUUGGACUUCCUAGUUCACACUCUCAGGAAGCUAGAACAAUUGAACGGCCACCGCAGGCUAUCACAAAAGUUGAAUCUAAACAAGGAUUUCAAUUGGGUUCUUCUUCAAGAAGUGUUGUUCAAAAUUCACACUCUCAUGAAGCAAGACCAAUUGAACGACCACCGCAGGCUAUCACAAAAGUUGAAUCCAAACAAGGAUUUCAAUUGGGUUCUUCUUCAAGAAGUGGUGUUCCAAAUUCACACUCUCAUGAAGCAAGAACAAUUGAACGACCACUUCAGGCUAUCACAAAAGUUGAAUCCAAACCAGGAUUUCAAUUGGGGUCUUCUUCAAGAAGUGUUGUUCCAAAUUCACACUCUCAUGAAGCAAGAAGAGUUGAACGCCCACUACAGGGUGUCACAAAAACUGAGACUACCAAUCAGCUACAUGGAAAUCCUGCUUCCAAAGUUUGCAAACCAUUGCAGAAUUUGGCUCCUGUUAAUGCUAAACCAGCAAAUGAGACAGUUAAUAAAGAAAGUCGUAGGGAUAAAGAAAGUCGAAGGGUUGAGGCUUUGUAUAAAUCUUUACAUAACAUUCAGCCGGUAACCUAUGAUGGGUUGGAUUCAUUAGAUCAAGAUUGGUUAUUUAGUUCGGUACCUAAGGAAGCAAUUCCUGUCGCAAAGAAACAGAAGACUGAUGCCUUUCAAUGUUCAAAAUCUCUAUGGCCUCGGGCGCAAUACAUGCCAGAGAUUGACAUUUAUGCUUUGCCAUACACAGUUCCAUUUUGAUUCUUUUGGAAUUUUUGUAGACUGUAGAAGGUAGCUUUUAGUUGGGAACAGUGUUCUGCAAUAUUGAAAGAACCUGUGCAUUAUUUUUUAAACAGGAAAAAAAAAAAACUUGUAACAAAAUUUCAUUGUGGCAGAGAACCAUAUACAAUUUUUAUCAACCAUGUAGUUUUUAAUUGGAUACCA
Messenger RNA from Trifolium pratense (red clover), 1690 nucleotides. RefSeq names its product DNA ligase 1-like. The record is from RefSeq and is a predicted model, not a curated record. NCBI's taxonomy places the organism in Eukaryota, Viridiplantae, Streptophyta, Magnoliopsida, Fabales, Fabaceae. Bases 182 to 1507 code for a protein of 441 amino acids. The transcript has 3 exons.